AUGAAGCAAAUAUCUGCCUUUUCUUGUUUGUGUACCCUCCUUUACAUUUUCUCGUCCUCUUCGGUGUUCAACGGAGUUGCAGCUACCGCUAAAGAGGAAUGCCCUCCACUUGAAAACAUCCCAGGAGCUGGCACUGUUGCUAUUAGAUCCUUCAGCAACCAAUUAAGUCAAUAUGAAAACAGAGAUUCGGAUGGAGGCCACGUAAAAAAAUGGAUAAGAGAAUUAAACCAAGAGUUCAAGAAGUUUAAAGAUAUGAAAUUUAAAGAAAUCGAAAAAAUAGAAAAACAAAAGGAGGAAGCAUGGGAUCAUUGGCUCACCAUGAUGGAACCAGAAUGGAUUAAUUUUAGCAAUUUCAUGGAAGAAAAGAAAAACAGAUGGAUGCAGAAGAAGGAAGAAGAGUGGAGUCUAUGGAUCAAAGAUAUGGAACACAAAUGGAUUAAUUAUAAAAAAAGAAAGGACAAAAAAUACCUAACCAAAUAUACAGACGGUACCUUAGACUGCACUGAGCGCGAAUGGAACUUCAUGAUGAAAAGAGAAGUGGAAGAAUGUAUGAUCAAUGAUUAUAAAAAAUGGAUGAAGGAUGCUGAGGAUAAUUUACAUAAAUGGAUAUCUAAAGAUCUCGAUAUAUGGAAGAAAAAAAAAUUCGAUGAAUGGUUAAAAGUUGAAUGGAAAAAAGAAGAAGAUGCUUACUGGGCAAAGGAGGGCACUUCACCUUAUGGAGAAUCCGGUAAUCCAUUAUUCCCAUUAAUUAAGAAAUGCUUCGAUAUGUACAAUGCUAGAAAAAAGAGAGAAAAGGAACACUGGAACAAGCUAACCGAGAAUGUUGGAAAAACUAUUACCAAUAAAAAGUACAUUGACUGGGAAAACAUGAAAAGCACCAAAAGCGCUUGGUAUAACGAGUGGAUGGACAUCUUCCUCCAACAGUGCUUAACUUCCAAACUUAAAAAACAUCGACCCCGUCUCCUGUAA
Molecule: messenger RNA, 969 nt
Organism: Plasmodium inui San Antonio 1
Lineage: Eukaryota; Apicomplexa; Aconoidasida; Haemosporida; Plasmodiidae
Exons: 2
Coding region: 1-969 (322 amino acids)
Source: RefSeq, a predicted model, not a curated record